CCCUUUGUGCCGCACAUCCCCUUUGAUUUCUAUGUCUGCGAAAUGGCGUUCCCCCGCGUCAAACCCGCGGCCGACGAGACCGCCUUCAGCGAAGCUUUGCUGAAGAGGAACCAGGACCUUGCUCCGACCGCUGCUGAACAGGCUUCCAUACUUUCUCUGGUGACCAAAAUAAACAACGUGAUCGACAAUUUAAUUGUAGCACCAGGAACAUUCGAAGUGCAAAUCGAGGAGGUUCGCCAGGUGGGUUCCUACAAGAAGGGCACCAUGACGACGGGGCACAACGUGGCCGACCUGGUUGUGAUUCUGAAAAUCCUGCCCACCCUGGAAGCUGUGGCAGCCCUGGGAAACAAAGUGGUGGAAAGCCUGAGAGCGCAGGACCCCAGCGAAGUCCUGACCAUGCUGACCAACGAAACGGGCUUUGAGAUCAGCUCAGCCGACGCCACGGUGAAGAUCCUUAUCACCACGGUGCCGCCCAAUCUCCGCAAGCUGGACCCCGAGCUGCACCUGGACAUCAAAGUGCUGCAGAGCGCCCUGGCCGCCAUCAGACACGCACGCUGGUUCGAGGAGAACGCUUCCCAGUCCACGGUGAAGGUCUUGAUCCGGCUGCUGAAAGACCUGAGAAUCCGAUUCCCCGGCUUCGAGCCCCUCACCCCCUGGAUUCUGGACCUGCUGGGGCACUACGCCGUGAUGAACAACCCCACCAGGCAGCCCCUGGCGCUCAACAUCGCCUACAGGCGCUGCCUUCAGAUCCUGGCGGCGGGGCUCUUCCUCCCUGGCUCCGUCGGUAUCACCGAUCCCUGCGAGAGCGGCAACUUCCGAGUCCACACGGUGAUGACCAGGUGAUUGCCCUCCGCUGACAUGGUGUGCUACACCGCGCAGACGCUUGUCCGCAUCCUCUCUCACGGAGGCUACAGGAAAAUCCUGGGCCAAGAGGGCGAUGCCAGCUACUUGGCUUCUGAGAUGUCCACGUGGGACGGGGUGAUAGUGACGCCUUCCGAGAAGGCUUAUGAGAAGCCUCCAGAGAAGAAAGAAGGAGAAGAGGAAGAGGAGAAUCAGGAAGAACCCGCUGCAGGCGAGGAGGAGGAAAGCAUGGAGACGCAGGAGUGA
Messenger RNA from Tauraco erythrolophus (red-crested turaco), 1107 nucleotides. The record is from RefSeq and is a predicted model, not a curated record. NCBI's taxonomy places the organism in Eukaryota, Metazoa, Chordata, Aves, Musophagiformes, Musophagidae.